Molecule: messenger RNA, 1345 nt
Organism: Nannospalax galili (Upper Galilee mountains blind mole rat)
Lineage: Eukaryota; Metazoa; Chordata; Mammalia; Rodentia; Spalacidae
Gene: Emd
Product: emerin
Exons: 6
Coding region: 176-943 (255 amino acids)
Cellular component (GO): nuclear envelope
Source: RefSeq, a predicted model, not a curated record
UCUGCGUAGGCCUCUGCUGUGACGCAAACUUGACAGCGGCGUGACGCGAGUCUAGCCGCUCCCGAGGUGCUGGCGCUGCUUCUGCGGCGCUUCGAGGCUUCCGCCGCUCGGGUAGUGUGUACAGGCCUGGGCCGCCCCUGGCCUCCACCGCCUGCUAGUGCGGGCCGCGUGUGCCAUGGACGACUACGCGGUUCUUUCGGACACCGAGCUGGCCGCAGUGCUGCGCCAGUACAACAUCCCUCACGGGCCUGUCGUGGGCUCCACUCGAAAGCUCUACGAAAAGAAAAUCUUCGAGUACGAGACCCAGAGGCGAAGGCUCUCGCCCCCAAACUCGUCGUCGUCUUCGUUCUCCCAUCGGUUUUCAGACUUGGAUUCGGCCUCCGUGGACUCGGAUAUGUAUGAUCUGCCCAAGAAAGAGGACGCCUUACUCUACCAGAGUAAAGGCUAUAAUGAUGACUACUAUGAGGAGAGCUAUUUGACCACCAGGACAUAUGGGGAGCCCGAGUCUGUAGGCAUGUCCAAAAACUUCCGCCAGCAUCUCCCAGAUAAGGACACUUUCCACCACCAGGUGCGUGAUGACAUUGUUUUCUCUUCUUCAGAAGAGGAGGGCAAAGAUAGGGAACGCCCUAUCUAUGGCCGGGACACUGCCUACCAGAGCAUCGGACGCUACCGACCCAUUUCCAAUGUCUCCAGGAGCUCCCUGGGCUUGUCCUGUUACCCUACAUCUUCCACCUCCCCUGUGUCCUCCUCUUCAUCUUCUUCAUGGCUCACCCGCCGUGCCAUCCGGCCUGAAAAGCAGGUCCCUGAUGCUGCUCUAGGCCAGGAUCGCCAUGUCCCACUCUGGGGCCAACUUUUGCUUUUCCUGAUCUUUGCUGCCUUUCUGCUCUUUGUUUACUACUCCAUGCAGGCAGAAGAAGGCAACCCCUUCUGGAUGGAUCCCUGAGGACACUGGCUUCAGAGUCAGCUCCUCUGGGGAGUCCUGGCUAAUUGCCUUAGCAGUGUUUGCUGGGGGUGGGUUGGUGGGGACUUUUCUGUGUGUUCUAGUUUUAGGGGGUGCAGGGCCUAGCCCACGGCAGGGCUUGCUUCCCACCUCAGCCUGCCAGGGAAGCAGCAGAGUUUGGCCCUCUGUAGCCGGGUCAGCCCAGAGGCUUCCUCUGAAGCCUCUAGCCCUUUUGCCUCUGACCUUUAGAGGAGAGGCAAGACCUCACUCCUUUAGAUGAGAACAUAGUGGUGGUUGUUGUCAUGCAUGCCUUGUUUCUUGACACCUUUUCAGGGGGUUAUAAACCAAAUGCCACCCUGACUUUGUUGUCUGUCAUGGACCCAAUAAAAAAUGUGUUUAUUUUUA